This is a messenger RNA of Nicotiana attenuata, 765 nucleotides long. RefSeq lists its product as uncharacterized. Bases 1 to 765 code for a protein of 254 amino acids. The transcript has a single exon. The record is from RefSeq and is a predicted model, not a curated record. NCBI's taxonomy places the organism in Eukaryota, Viridiplantae, Streptophyta, Magnoliopsida, Solanales, Solanaceae.
AUGAGCAAGGAAGCUACGAACAAUAUCCCAGUUUGGGUGAAUUUCCCUGGGUUGCCUAUACAAUAUUGGACGGUGGAAAAUCUGGGAAGAAUAGCAAGCUCUAUAGGGAUACCAAUUUGCACAGAUAAACUAACAGUCCAAGAAGCAAGGAUAUCUUAUGCACGCAUGUUGAUCAAAAUGGUUGUGUCUCAACCAUUGCCUGAGAUAGUGCUGAUUGAAACUGCUGAUGGCAAACACAGGGAGCAGACAUUGAGCUAUGAUUGGCAACCAUCUUUCUGUCAAGAUUGCCUUCAAAUAGGGCAUCAUACAGGUGAAUGCAGUGCACAAGCAGAAAUGAUACAAAAAACUAGCCCUGCUCCUAAAGGUCAGGCAGGGACUAAAAAGCAACAAGGAGAACAACACAAAAAGGGAACGAAACAAGUCACUAAGUGGGUAGUAAAGCCAAAUGCAGCCAAGGAAACUCAAGGGCAAGAAGCAAGAGAUGAACCUAGUACUAACAAAGCAACUACAACAAUAGUGACAAGGCAAGAAGAGGGUUCUGAAGGGACUGUACAAAAUAAAAAUGCUGAAUUCCAAUUGGCCAAAACAAAAGGGAAACAAGUGCAAAGUCCCAAGGUGAGAACAUCACUAAGGGAUGGUUUGUCUGAUGCAAAUAUUGAAGCUAUGCUGCACCAAAACAGAUUUAGUGCACUGAGAAUUCAUGAAAAGGAGGAUGCAAGUCAGGAAUCUAAGGAGGGAAGAGUACCCCUUGCUCAAUCUCCAUGA